Molecule: messenger RNA, 3764 nt
Organism: Osmerus eperlanus (European smelt)
Lineage: Eukaryota; Metazoa; Chordata; Actinopteri; Osmeriformes; Osmeridae
Gene: stk40
Product: serine/threonine kinase 40
Exons: 11
Coding region: 217-1533 (438 amino acids)
Biological process (GO): protein phosphorylation
Molecular function (GO): ATP binding; protein kinase activity
Source: RefSeq, a predicted model, not a curated record
AUGCGAUCGGAGAGUUGACUAUAGGCUUUUCCUGAGAACUCAUUUCGGUAAUAGUGGCUGUAUCAAACAAAACCUGUUUGGCUGUAAGUUAACAUUAAGCGUUCUGUUUUGUUGGAACAUCAAAUUCAUAUGCAUAGAUAUCAGGAUUUUAGAGGAAUGUCCAUGUUGUAACAAAGCGAAGCAGACUUUCCUCUGCGGUUUGGCUCGAGCUCCAGCAUGUCUAAGCGGCGCUCUGCGGAGAGGGGGCCUGGAGAGACCUCAGGAAGGGCCAGCAAGCUCCUGUGUCCUGGGAUAUCUGGCAGCAACGCUAAGAGAGCCGGGCCGUUUGUCCUCGGGCCUCGUCUGGGAAACUCACCCGUGCCCAGCAUAGUGCAAUGUCUGGCCAGGAAAGACAGUACAGAUGACUUCUACCAGCUAAAGAUCCUAACGCUGGAGGAGAGGGCUGGGGACGCAGCAGGGGAGACCCAGGAGGAGAGGCAGGGAAAGAUGCUGCUGCACACAGAGUACUCUCUUCUCUCCCUGCUCCACAACCAGGAUGGGGUGGUGCACCAUCACGGCCUGUUCCAGGACCGGGCGUACGAGAUCGUGGAGGAUCUGGAGUCUAACAAGGUGCGAAAGAUGAAGAAGCGGAUCUGCCUGGUGCUGGACUGCCUGUGCGCCCACGACUUCAGCGACAAAACAGCCGACCUCAUCAACCUGCAGCAUUACGUCAUCAAGGAGAAAAGACUGAGCGAGCGCGAGGCCAUCGUCAUCUUCUAUGACGUGGUCCGAGUCGUGGAAGCCCUGCACAAGAAAAACAUUGUGCACAGAGAUCUGAAGCUGGGCAACAUGGUGCUGAAUAAACGGACUCACCGCAUUACCAUCACCAACUUCUGCCUGGGAAAGCACCUGGUGAGUGAGGAUGACCUUCUGAAGGACCAGAGAGGAAGUCCUGCCUACAUCAGCCCAGACGUACUGAGCGGUCGGCCAUACCGCGGUAAACCCAGCGACAUGUGGGCACUGGGAGUCGUGCUGUUCACCAUGCUGUACGGCCAGUUCCCCUUCUAUGACAGCAUACCUCAGGAGCUCUUCCGCAAAAUCAAGGCUGCGGAGUACUCAGUCCCAGAGGACGGCCGUGUGUCUGAGAGCACAGUGUGUUUGAUUCGUAAGCUGUUGGUGCUGGAUCCCCAGCAGAGGCUCACCGCAGGGGAGGUGCUAGAGUCCCUCAGCAGCAUCAUUGCUUCCUGGCAGUCUGUGUCAUCUUUGAGCGGUCCUCUCCAAGUGGUACCAGAUAUUGAUGAUCAGGUCAACCACCCAGAGCAUCUACAGGAGGUGAAAGUCACAGAGGAGUCCUCCCAGUACGAGUUUGAGAACUACAUGCGUCAGCAGCUGAUGCUGGCGGAGGAGAAAAACACUAUUCACGAAGCCAAGAGCUUCCUAAGCAAGCGGCAGUUUGGCGGCGGCAUCCCCCCCGUACGCCGCCUGGGUCACGACGCCCAGCCCGUCAGCCCCCUGGAUGCUGCCCUCCUGGCACAGCGUUUUCUCCGAAAGUAGACACCCCAGCCCACCCUUUGGUCGUCGUCCCCCCCCCCCCCGCUUGGAGUGGAGGAUUCCAUGGGAGCCCGGAGGAGGACAUCCACAAAGCUAACCACACUUGUGGGGCCUGGCCUAGACCCACCUUGGGUAGAACAAGCCCUAGGUUGAGAUUGCAACAAAAGACAUGGGGGUGGCAUAACUUGCAGUUCUUGUUGCUCUCAUCUAGGGUUCCAGGACGCACAGUCUUACAUGGGUCUCCACAAAACACCCUUCAAAGAGCAUGGAUGAAUAGUGAACCAUUAACCGUAAUCCUGUUCUACUGAGACUUCGGUAUACACCCCCACCUGACUUCACUCCAAUCCCCAACCAUUCUGGUCCACCCAAGCAAUACUGGGCCAGACCUCAUGUAGCAGCCUUCCUCCCACCACGGUCCACCUGGUAACAUUGACUCUACUCAGAGAUCCCCUGAUCGUGGACACUCCUCCACAGGUCUGCCCUGUUCACCCCUCUUCAGUCUCCUUGUAACCAAAACGACCACGACUGAUCCCGUCUGUAACUACAUCUUCUUCAAGUCUACCUCUCUCCAUCUCUUUCUUUUUUUUUUUUCUUUACCAAGGUCCAUGUUUUUAGAGGACAACAAGAUGAGUUACCGGGGUAGUGUGAUGCCAUUGUAGACAAAAAGCACUACUAUGCAUCAGUGGGUUGGCCUCAUCGCAUGAAUAAGCUUUUUUCUUUCUAUUAAUGAAUAAUAAGUAGCAUUUUAUGCUUUUUUUAUCCAUGUUGAAUAUGCUAGCAAAAGUUUGUCUAUCAGCUACCUUUGAUAUUUGUACCUUGCAUUUCUCCUUGCUUUGCUUUCCCUAAGGAAAUACUCUCUAGCAUUUAGGCAGCUAGCGUGAGACCAUCACAAAAGUCAUAAUAUACAUUAUGUUACUUCAAACAGUCCUUAGCCAUUUGGCCAAAAAACAAACAAAGAAACAAGCAUUACAAAAUUCUUCCCUUCAGGCAGAUCAAAGGACUUCUAGGUAUUACACCUCCUCAUUACUCCUCAGAUCAGUGUGGGACAAGUGUAUUUGAUAGGCUUCUAUUCUGUAGAUGCAUGCCAAGCCUUGCCAGGUCAGACACUUAAGCUAUCCUACAGCCUUGUUAUCUAGCUUGCCUCGCUGGUAGACACUGUGAAAACAAGGGCAGGCAUCUAUAAGAGAAAGAGAUGGACUGAACCAAAUGUCAUUGCUAUGUGAGAUGGUCAUCCCUCAUGUUCACUGGUCAUUGGAGUCCUUGUGAGCAUCAGUCUCCAAUUACAUUUAGCUUUACUUAUAAUUCUAUCAAAUGUAUUAUUUUACCAUUAUAGAAGAGUUGUAUGAUGAUGAUUGGUGGUAACUGAAAAAAAGUAUGUAAUAUUUAUUCAGGAAAGCAUAAUGCAGUCUGAAUGGGUAGUUGGUUAGGUCUUGGGUAUAAGUGCAUUUACAUCUAUACCAAAAUAAUUCCUCACCUAAAUACACUAAAGCCUGCCCUUGCUUAUGGCAAUCUGCAAUACUCAUGCUUAUAUCUCCAUCUAGUAAUAUCAAAUCAGAUUACAUCACUAGAGGAUUUGAACCAUUUCUGUUCCUUGUUGUAAAUUGUAUUUUCCUUCUCAAUUUCAUAUCUUGAUUAUUUAUUCACUUGUUUAGAAAUUUACUUUUCAGACAUCUGUAUCUGUGCUAUCAUAGCUUUAACAAGAAGUGUUGAGUUCCAAUAGUUUUGUUUUUUUUAAACUUUGCAACUUCAGCCAUCACUGUUUCUUCCCUUUCAGAAGUCUUGAUGUCUGUAUUGUUUCCUGUUUUGCCAUUUCCACAAACUUGUGGUUGAUUAAGCUACACUAAUAAGGAGACUGACUCUGCAUAGUUCUAUUUUUUACAAAAGACAAGCGUAGCAUAUUAUGAUUUAAAGUCUGCAUUAUAACACUGACCCAUAACAGCCUCCUCUCUGGUCAGUAUGUAAAUAAGCACCAUCAUGACUGCUGUGGGCAUACAGUUGUGCCCGAACCAGUGAUCUGCCCCCUGGUGGUCACCCCAAUACCUAGUGGUCAACACAGAGUAAAGACAGACAUGCGUAAGAAAGUUGAUAGCGUUUGGAAGAAAAUCUUAGAGAAAUUGUUAGCUUUUUCCCACUGCAAUGUGAAUUUGGGGUAAAAAAGCGGUAUUGUAGUUGGUAGUGUAAGCUGUUCAUCUGAAAAGGUUUUUGUGAAAACUAUGGUCUUCACUGAUGUCAUA